Molecule: messenger RNA, 6635 nt
Organism: Orbicella faveolata
Lineage: Eukaryota; Metazoa; Cnidaria; Anthozoa; Scleractinia; Merulinidae
Product: ATP-dependent translocase ABCB1-like
Biological process (GO): oligopeptide export from mitochondrion
Cellular component (GO): mitochondrial inner membrane
Molecular function (GO): ATP hydrolysis activity; ABC-type oligopeptide transporter activity; ATP binding
Source: RefSeq, a predicted model, not a curated record
CAAACUACCAAUUCCCAAAGUUGAUGCUUACUUUUAAACUUUCCUUGCGUAUCUAGUUGCCCUUUUAGUUUGUUGUGCAUAGCAGACUUAUGGCUAUCGUUGCGCCGCGUGACCAUAUGACGAGGCUGGCGUGACAGUUGUGCACGUCGACAUGUUGAGCAUUGUGAUCGUCGUGAUUAUAUUUAGAACACGACGUAUUGUGGUUAAAAAAACAUCAACCCACGCUACAAGUAUUAAGAAAAAGCUAACCUCAGCUAAAAGCGUUGGUAAUUCAAGCGAGACUCACAUCGAGGACGUCUAUGUAUGCUUCGCUUGGUACAUUGGAGACUGUUCAUAACACUCGGGUAGCGAAAUCAACGCGAAUUGAUUUUACUGUUCUAUAUUUUUGUCAUGGAUGGAACGUCGGGGUCGGACCCGGCGGAAAAUCAGCCAAGAAAUAAAUCCCCUGUUAAACCUGACGAUGGGAAAAAUCUCAGCGAUAUUAAGGUGAAGGUCCUUCCCGAUCAGACGAAGGAUGCACUGGACAUGAGCGAAAAGCAAAAUGUGGCAGCUGCAGGAGACGAUCACAAUACAGCUGAAGACAACGACGAAAGUGGUGAUAAAGAUGAGAAGGAAGGCAAGAAAAAGGAAGAAGAGAAGCCUCCGGCUGUCCCUUUACUGAAACUGUUUCGUUUCAGUGAUAAGUUUGAUGUUCUACUCAUAGUCCUGGCAACUCUAUCAUCAAUUUGUCACGGCGCAGCUUUUCCCCUCCAGUUUAUCAUCUUUGGUGGACUUAUGAAUAGCUUCAUCGAUUUUGCUAAAUUUCAAACAGCUAAUGUUACGCAGCCGUUUGACCUUGAAGGAGAGAUGACAAAGUUUGCAUUGUACUAUGUUUAUAUGGCUUGUGGAACCUUGAUCGUCGCCUAUGGGCAAAUGGGACUAUGGUCACUGACUGCUACACGCCAAGUGAGACAAAUGCGUUUGGCUUUCUUUAAAUCCGUCUUGAAACAGGACAUUGGUUGGUUUGACACAACUGAUCCAGGAGAGCUCAACAGUCGACUCUCUGAAGACCUGAACAAAGUAGAUGAGGGUAUUGGUCACAAAAUUGGCAUGUUGCUUCAAGCCAUCACAACAGUUCUGGUCGGUUUUAUUAUGGGAUUUGUAUAUGGAUGGAAGCUCACCCUCGUAAUGAUUGCUGUAAGUCCCUUAGUGGUUAUUGCAGGUGGAAUUAUUGGAAAGAUAAUGGCUACAAUGACAACCAGAGGUCUUAAUGCUUAUGCCAAAGCUGGGAGCAUAGCAGAAGAAGUUCUAUCGUCAAUAAGAACUGUUGCUGCCUUUGGGGGAGAGAAGAAAGAAAUUGCGAGAUAUUCAUCUCACCUCGGAGAAGCUCGAGACUUUGGCAUCAAGAAAGGCUACAUGUCAGGACUGGGUUUUGGUUUUUUCCAAAUUAUCACCUUUGGAAGCUAUUCUUUGGCGUUCUGGUAUGGUUCAAAGUUGAUCAUUGACGAGGAAAUGACUGCAGGACAGCUGCUCAUUGUCUUUUUUUCGGUACUGUUUGGUGCCAUGCAGUUGGGUCAAGCUGGUCCCAGCAUGGAAGCCAUAGCAACAGCAAAAGGGGCAGCCUAUCAAGUGUUUCUUAUAAUUGACCGGGUCUCUCCAAUUGACUCCAGUUCUACGGAAGGAAUAGAAAUUGAUCAAAGUUCUUUCAAAGGAAAAAUAAACUUCAGCACCAUUGAAUUCUGUUAUCCAUCAAGACCAGACAUAAAGAUUUUGAACGGUUUGAACCUGACUGUUGAGAGUGGCUUAACUGUUGCCUUGGUGGGUGAGAGUGGCUGUGGGAAGAGUACAGUUGUCAAGCUUCUACAGCGAUUUUAUGAUCCUAAUAAUGGCCAGGUAACAAUUGACGGCCAUGACAUUCGUAGUCUGAACUUGAAGUGGUUACGUAAACACAUUGGUGUUGUAAAUCAGGAGCCCGUUCUUUUUGCCACUACAAUAGCAGAGAACAUCCGGUAUGGAAAAGAUGGUGUGACACAGGAGGACAUUGAAAGAGCAACAAAGAUGUCUAAUGCUCAUGAUUUUAUCAAGAGUCUUCCAAACGGCUAUGAAACUCUUGUUGGUGAACGAGGAACUCAACUCAGUGGAGGACAGAAGCAGCGGAUUGCCAUCGCAAGAGCUCUUGUGAAAGAUCCCAGGAUACUGUUGCUGGAUGAAGCAACUUCAGCACUGGACAGUGAAAGUGAAUCAAUUGUACAAGCCGCUUUGGAAAAAGCUCGUCAGGGUCGCACCACCAUUGUGAUUGCUCAUCGCUUGUCGACAGUCCAGAAUGCUAAUGCUAUUGCAGCGGUGCAGGAUGGUGUGGUUGUUGAGAAAGGAACUCACGAUGAACUUAUGCAGACUGAUGGCGUCUAUUACCGGUUGGUCACAUCACAGACAUUUGAAGAGGAGAAAAAAGAGGAUGGAAUUGAUGAUGACGACGAUGAAGAUAAUGACGAGAUAGCAGACAUUAAAGCAAACGUUUCGUUUUCAGAGUCAUCAGCCACGGUGAACUUUGCGCGCAGUACGUCACACAUGUCUACUGACAGCGAACGUGAAGGAAAAAGAAGGAGUACCUCAGCUCUAGACAGAACCAUAUCUGAGGACAACAAAGACAAAGACGGCAAAGAGAAGAUUUUAGAGGAAGAAGUGGAGCCUGCCCCAGUAAUGCGGAUCAUUAAGAUGAACCUGAGUGAAUGGCCUUACUUGCUGAUAGGAAGCUUUGCCUCCGUCAUAAACGGACUAUUUCCAUUCGCAUUUGCCUUGGUUCUGUCAGAAGUUCUAGCGGUCUUUGCUUUGCGAGAUAAAGAGCAGGUGAAAAAGGAGUCUGAAUUCUGGGCUUUGAUGUUCCUUGUUGUUGGCGCGACAAACUUUCUCUCUCUCUUUUUCAGCACUAUGUUGUUUGCCAAGUCGGGUGAACUUUUGACGUUGCGACUAAGGAAGAUGGCGUUUGAAGCCAUACUUAGGCAGGACAUUGCAUACUUUGAUGAUCCACUUCACAGCACUGGAGCACUGACUACAGCACUUGGAACACAUGCCUCAGCUGUGCAAGGGGCUACCGGUACCCGUCUCUCGACUGUUGUGAAUUCUUUAACCACAGCUGUUGCCUGCACCGUGUACGCUUUGUACAAUGGUUGGAAGUUGUCUUUAGUCGUUAUGUCCUUUAUCCCAUUUUUGAUCUUCGCUAGUGCUAUUCAGAUAAAGCUAUUCACAGGGCUAGGGAUCUCAAACGAUGGAGAAGAUGAAGUCGUGCAGUCCGGCAAGAUUGCAGUUGAAACAAUAGAGAAUAUCCGAACUGUAGCAUCCCUGGGAAGAGAAAAUACUUUCUAUAACGCCUACGCUCAGGCUAUAAAGAAUCCAUAUAAAAAAGCCUUGAAACGAGUUCACUUACAGGGCGCUUUCUUCGGCUUAGCGGAAGCAUUCCAAUUCUGUGCUUCUGCGGCAGCAUUUCGAUAUGGAGGACAUCUUGUGGUAAACGGAGAAAUGACCAUGGAUGAAGUAAUAAAGGUGGUUUUAUCCAUCGUCGUAGGAGGUGCGGUGCUUGGUCAACUCAGUGCUAUCUCGCCAGACUACGAGAAAGCUAAGAUCGCUGCUGCUCGUCUCUUUAAAAUCUUUGACCGUAAAUCUGCAAUUGACAGUUCCUCUGAAGAUGGUUUAACACCGAGUUCUGUGACAGGGACAAUCCAGUUACGCAAUGUUCGUUUCCGCUAUCCAACACGGCCAGACGUCAAGGUUUUACGUGGAGUCACACUCACUGUCCAGAAAGGACGGAAACUUGCUCUUGUUGGUUCAAGCGGCUGUGGUAAAAGUACAGUGGUUUCUCUCUUGGAGAGAUUUUAUGAUGCCGAGGAUGGAGAAGUGGCCAUUGAUGGUAACAAUGUUAGCACUCUGAACAUACAGUGGCUCCGCUCGCAUAUUGGUAUUGUGUCACAGGAGCCUGUAUUGUUUGGCUGUAGCAUCGCUGAAAACAUCGCGUAUGGCGAUAACUCGCGUGAAGUAAGCAAGGAUGAGAUAGAAGCAGCAGCAAAAGCCGCAAAUAUACACAGCUUCAUUAAUUCUCUUCCUAUGGGUUAUGAUACUCUGGUAGGAGACAAAGGAACUCUGAUCUCAGGAGGACAGAAGCAAAGAAUAGCCAUCGCCAGAGCGUUGAUCCGCAAUCCACGAAUCCUGCUUCUAGAUGAGGCUACUUCUGCUUUGGAUACAGAGAGUGAAAAGGUUGUCCAGCAAGCUUUGGACGCCGCUAGUGAGGGACGUACAGCCAUCAUUAUCGCACAUCGAUUGUCCACGGUGCAGAACGCUGACAUCAUAGCCGUCAUUCAUCACGGGCGCGUGGCAGAGCAAGGCACACAUCAAGAGCUGUUGGCUCUUAAGGGAUUUUACUACGCUCUCGUCACGGCACAAAUGCAGGUCCCAAACAACUAACUGUCAUAAAGUUGUUGCACGUUAUAACCAAGUUAUAACGCGAGGCAUAAAUGGUGAGUUGGCGUUCAGUUCUAUGCCACAGUGAACUGAAGCCCAGUUGUGGAUUCCGUGGACCAGAUAUCUCUUUUGUCAUGUACUGAUUCAAGAUAACACUUACACAGAACUCUCCUACACACGAUGUAAGCACUGAAAGUUGUACGAAAAUACGCCUGACUGAAAAAAAGUAAUGAAGGUCGUAUGAAUUGUUUGUGUUUUUAUCAUUUGUAAUCAUUUUUACAGUAGAUUGUUUUUUUUAGGCCUCAUCGAUAUGAGACUGGCAUAAAGGCAAAUUCUUUUGUAGACAUGUUGGUAGCAACACAUAUCAUGAUUUAUGUUAAAUAUCAAGUAUUAGCAGAUCAUCUCAUCUGCCAUUGCAUUUGUUUUGAGAUGUUGACGUUACUUUCGUAAUUGUAAGUGUUUGUAAAACACGUUAAUCGUAUCUAUAACAAAAUUCUUGAUGGUCAUUGGUUCUUCGCACACCAAUUUGUGACGUGAUCGGCGUCCCACUAAUUGGCUGUCUAAGUAUGUUUUUGAAGUGACUUAAGCGAUAUCCCCCUGAACUGCACUCCACUCGGUCCAUUUACUAUCACUAAUAUUACCCUAUUUUAUGAUAUCUCGGUUACCGCGUGCGCUGCGAGCGCUAUGGUGGGUUAAUUUAACGGGUCUUAUCCUUGAGUAUGGACCGCUCAAAUUCGCAGCAGCUUUUAUACCCAUGUCUUGUUUAUGGUUAUUGAACACUAAAACGUUUCUUUCACCAAUAAUUUUGACGACAUGUAUUUAAACGUGCUAACAGCACACGGACUUCGAACUCGAUUAGUAACAGGUACUUAUUUUGUUAUUUUAUUUUAUUUAUCACCAAUAAUUUUGACAAAUCUGAAGAGGAAAUCUUCGGAUAAUUGUUUUGCUUUGGACCUACAAGUCUAAUUUCAGUUGAACUCUUUAUAUCCAUCUUGUUUAAGUUAUGCUUUUAUUGUAGAUACUUGUUCAAGUACCGUAUUUGUACCUUUUAUCAAUAAUUCUACUUCAUAUUGAAUCUGAAUAUAGUGGUCAUACUCUUAAAUCAAAGCUAGUUUCCAGGCAUGCCACUCAAACACAGCAAACAUCUGAAACGCAAGUCUCAAAUAAACACAACAUGUUUAGAAUCCCAGCGAGCAGCAGGAGGUAAACCUGUUGGCCAUUUAGAAAGCGUUACCUCGGAAUUUACUAUGGGGCCACCGAAAAUAAAUCUAACUUCUGAAAGAGUUGAGCGCUUACGUUACCGUACAUUGUUUUUAUGGCAUUAUUUUGUUGUUAGAGUGGCAUACUGGAAUAUGGAAAUCGCCGUAACAAUAUGAUUAAUUGGCAUGAAAGUCUUUGUAGGUAGCGCUCUAUGACAACCAGGAGUUGGCGACGGCCUAGCAUUUGGUGUGAGAUGUUGACCAACAGUUUACUUUCGUAAGAAGACUUGUAUGCAUUAUCCCGAUACGUUUUGUUAAAACAGCGGCAAUAUUGGACAAGUAUGAAAUGUAUGGAAAGCUUCGGUGAAAUGUUUGCUUCAUUUCGGUUUUAACCAGCAUGUUCAGUUAUUUCUAUUUUUAAAAACUCCUUCAUAUUUGUGUAGCGUAUGUAUAAUCCAAACAAAAUGUUUUUUUAAAAUAUGUUAUCUUCGUUUUAUUUACAGAUAGUUGUUUGAAGGCUUUGAAGGUUUAAGACUUGUGAAAUGAAAUAAUUUAUUCCCCGUAGUUCUAAUAUUCGGUUGACAGCCAUUAGCUAUCAUUUUUCUCUCUUCCCAGUCAGAUAAAGAAAUUCACAGUUUAUGUUUACCCCUGGUCUAGUCGGUCUAGAAUAUAGGUACUCGAUUCGGGUUUGUCGACUAAAUCACGCACAAGGCCGUUUUAAUGCGGCAGUCUCAUAGAAUUCAAAAAAUUGUGACCAGUUUUGAUUUCAACCAUGUCAUUUCUACUGAAGGGAAAGUUAUUUCAUUUCAUGCGUAUAGUAGAGUGUAUUAACCAAUUGAUAGCCAGUAUGUAUUAGCAUUGGACAAUUAACCUUUUCAAAUCAGGUCAUUACAAGAGAUCACACGAAAUAGUAUGUACCGGACGAGCCAUUGUUACUUCAUCCCUCAGCGAAGAUCUUGCUUGUAGUAUUAAAGGAGCAAAGUCACGGUUGGCGAAUCUUGAAAA